Messenger RNA from Cladocopium goreaui, 1317 nucleotides. The record is from the annotation of a GenBank genome assembly. NCBI's taxonomy places the organism in Eukaryota, Dinophyceae, Suessiales, Symbiodiniaceae.
UUCCAACUGCAGUUGCCCUGCUUGGGCCCUAGUUUGUUGGCGUGCCAUGGCGAUGCAAGGCUUCGUGGUGCCCAUUGCGACCCGUGUGGUGCAGCCGGCACCAGGGCUUCCACUUCAGGUACCUCGCCUUUCGGUGGCGCCUAGAGGGUCCCGCCACAGCGCCACAGUGCCCUUGCUGGCGGCGGGGGUCAUCGGCCUGGUUCAGGCCAACAGCUCCAGACGCCGUGCCGUGCGCGGUCCCUCGCGCGGGCGGCUCCAUGCGCUGCCGGCCACCGUGCCGCCAGCGGCCGCCAGUAGCGUCAUCGUCAUGCCAGAUGCUGACGCAGUGGCUUCCAACUUGUGCAAGCAGGUGGCGAAAGCCUGCAAAGACGCGGUGGCAGAGCGGGGGGCCUUUGCUCUGGCCAUUCCGGGCUGCUCCAUUUUGAAGAUGUUGGCCGGCGGCACUGCGGAGUUGGAAGGGAUCGAGUGGGACAAGGGCGUCAUGGCAUACGUCAACCACAAGUGCGUCAGCAACGACGAUGCGGCCGCCACACACAAGAAGGCCAUGGAUUUGUUCCUCUCAGGCUGGCCCGGUUUGAAGGUCAUCACCAUGGGCGGCUCCGGGGAGGGCGAGGCGGAAGCUCAGCGCUACGAGGCCGAGCUCAAAGCCCUGCCGGAGACCACGCUGCCGCGGACAGAUGGGAUGCCCGUUUUUGACAUUUGUCUCAUCGGUGUGGGAGAUGAUGGACACUUUGGGUCACUGUACCCGGGGCGCCAGGAGAUUGCAGAUGAAUCCGGUCGCUGGGUUCUGCCAGUCGAUAUGAAAUCUCCGCCCAGCAUCACUUUGUCGCCCAAAGCGAUGAUGGCGGCUAAGACGGUGCUGGUCGCUUCGGCGGGCGUCUCGGAGAAGUAUCCCAUGGGCAAGUCAGAGGCCAUGAAGACGGCCAUCGAAGGCAUGGAAGGGCCACAGGCUUUUCCAGCACAGGUGUUGAGAUCCACAGCAACGUGGCUGCUGGAUGAGGCCGCAGCCUCCAAGCUGAGCCCUGAGUAUCGAAGCUGACAAGCGGAUGAUGAAAGAUGUGCUCCUCAGAUAUUGAAACCCGAUUUUCAAAAUGUUUAAGACUUGGGAGAUCCACCGGUUUUGGAAACCCUGGAUUUGAGCAAACUAGUGCGGAUCAUCAUGUUUGGAUUUCAUUUUUCCACGCUGUUGCGGGGCAUCCGCGGCAUUUGGCGAGCGGAUCCGUCAAUUGAUUUUAUCGAUUUUUAAAAUAGCGAUAAGAAUAGAAAAACUAAGUCUGCAUGCAGCAAAACAAGGCCGAGGGAAUCAUGUCAAUGUCG